GAUGAAACUUUUAUUAUGAUUACAGUUUUAUUAUGGAGUAUCAUGCACGCAAUGUGAAGAAGGUUCCGUGAUGCGCCAAAUCUUUUGAAACAAUUUAACUCCGCCUUCUUGGGUUGGUCCUGAGGUGAUCCGGCUAUAAACUCCUGCUCACACACAUUUGUAGGUGAGACGGGCUUCAGUUCUCCGGCAGGUAUGGUAGCUGAAAAGGACUUUAUUGGAUUCAAAUCGUCUUGACGCGCAAAAGGUCCCGGCUGUAUUGGAUAGCUCUUACACAGCACUGCCUCACAGGAGAAAUCGUUAAACAGCAUGAAGUUGGAGGUGUUGUGUGGGAGCCACUAUGACACCAAACACUUCGAGGUGUCCAGUGAUGCAGAGGGGAGUGUGCGCUCUCCUCUGUCUACUGAGGAGGAGCUAGGGUCGGAUGGGGACUGUGUGGCCCACAGCCCCCCACCUGUUACUCCAUGCGCCGGCACUAAGUCCAAGCCGUACACACGGAGACCCAAACCUCCGUUCUCCUACAUCGCUCUCAUUGCCAUGGCAAUCCGGGACUCCUCUUCUGGACGUCUGACUUUGGCGGAAAUAAACGAAUACCUGAUGCAAAAGUUUCCGUUCUUCAGAGGCAGCUACACCGGCUGGAGGAACUCGGUUCGACAUAACUUGUCUCUAAAUGACUGCUUCCUCAAAGUGCUCCGGGACCCGUCCAGACCUUGGGGAAAGGACAAUUACUGGAUGCUCAACCCUCACAGCGAGUACACCUUCGCCGAUGGGGUGUUCCGGCGAAGAAGAAAGCGCAUUGAUAAAAAGUUGUGCAGGGAGGCAGAGGGCUCACAGCGAGCAGAGGAGCCGCGGAGCGUUCAGGAAACCGCUGCCAAGACUGAUCCAUGUGUCAAGUUUACUAGUUCAUUUGCUAUAGACAGCAUCCUCAGCAAGCCGUUCAAGAGGGGCUCCCAGGAGGAACAUUUAGCCGUCCAACCGGCCUUCACCUGGCCGUACUACACCGAGCUAAUGAUGCCUCAUUCAAAUACACCUGCCUCAUGUUCAUACGUCAGGUCACUCGGCCGUGUGGACUCUCAAACUGCGCAUGUGUCAAACACCUAUGACAGCGGCGACGUGAGAAAUAAACUGGGACUCUUUUUUAUUUGACGAUUGAAAAUCCAAGUUUCCAAGUUGUUACGCUUUAUUAUUGUGGUACCGCUGGUCAUUUAGCAUCAUCAGACUUGCUAUUUUAUGCAUAAUUGUUUGUUGUAAAUGUUACUGAAAAUCUGCACUUUGACUGUUUUGUUUGUCUCAAAAAUGCGCUUUUUCCCAACGAAAUUAAAACAAAAAACCAAAAAAUUA
Messenger RNA from Scatophagus argus, 1338 nucleotides. It is a transcript of the gene foxq1a, whose product is annotated as forkhead box Q1a. Gene Ontology annotation, biological process: regulation of transcription by RNA polymerase II; anatomical structure morphogenesis; cell differentiation. The record is from RefSeq and is a predicted model, not a curated record. The transcript has a single exon. NCBI's taxonomy places the organism in Eukaryota, Metazoa, Chordata, Actinopteri, Scatophagidae. Bases 307 to 1143 code for a protein of 278 amino acids. Gene Ontology annotation, molecular function: RNA polymerase II cis-regulatory region sequence-specific DNA binding; DNA-binding transcription factor activity, RNA polymerase II-specific.